AUGCCUACACCUGCUCUCCCUCAACCCGCACACCCAGAGCUCGAUUCAAUGCUGACGAGGAAGUUUGGCAGGGAAGUUGCCAAUUACUUUGCUGGCUCACCAUUGAACCGCUUUGGCUUCCUCCGUAGCGACAAUGUCUUUCUGUCUGGAGCUCUCAAGCACCCGUCUACAAAGUUCCUUCCUUGCAACAACCUGCAGCCAUUGACAAAGGACAAGGCCAACCUCGCCUACAUCCAAUACAAAGAUGUCCAGCCCAUCAUUGGCGAAGACCCCUAUGCCACUCCCGAGGACAAGAUGAUCGAGACAUUCAACUCCAAGAAGUUCAUUCCGCAGAUGAUCUUCCUCGGUCUGGACGAGUCGGUCAAGGACAACUCUUUCAGCUACGAAGCAAAGAAUACCGUCCACAAGGGUGCUCCUUACUUUGCCAUCGAUGUCACCCCUAAAGAUCCUCUGACACAGCAAUGCAAUGACCUAAUCAAGGCCUGCGAAGACAAAGGCCUUACUUUCCAACAAGGUCGUGCUAUGGACCUCGUAGCAGGCGACGCAGCAAUCUACGCCGAAGCCCGCCAACUGCUCGACUGGAACAUGCGCAACCCUUUCUGCGCUCAAUGCGGCCACCCUACCCUCUCCGUCAACGGCGGCUUCAAACGCACCUGCCCACCCACAGACGCAGCCUCCCUCUCCUCCACCGCAAUCUCCACCUCCAACACUGCCGCCUCCAAUAUCGACCGCCCGGCCUGCGCAACCCGCAAAGGCGUCUCCAAUCUAAGUUUCCCCCGCACCGACCCUACCAUCAUCGUCGCCGUCGUAAACCAUGCCGGCGACAAACUUCUCCUAGGACGCAGCAAACGCUUCCCAAAGUACUGGUACUCUACACUGGCAGGGUUUUGCGAACCCGCAGAGUCGAUUGAAGAAGCCACCCGCCGCGAAGUCUGGGAAGAGGCUGGUAUCCAUUUAGGCCGUGUGAUCAUUCAUUCCACGCAACCUUGGCCUUAUCCUGCCAAUCUGAUGAUCGGUGCUAUUGGGCAGAGUGUUCCCGAAGGCGAGACUAUUGAUCUCGGCAACGAUCCAGAGUUGGAGGAUGCCAAGUGGUUUACGUUUGAGGAGGUGAGGACGGCACUGAGAGUGGGGACUAGUGGGCUGGACGAGGGACCAAAGCCAGAGUACAAGGAAGGUGAUUUGAGGUUGCCGCCGCAGACUGCUAUUGCCAAUCAGCUUAUCAGUGCGGUGGUUGAGAAGGGCUUNUUGGCUGCCGAGUCAAAGAUGUAA
Molecule: messenger RNA, 1269 nt
Organism: Aureobasidium musti
Lineage: Eukaryota; Fungi; Ascomycota; Dothideomycetes; Dothideales; Saccotheciaceae
Source: the annotation of a GenBank genome assembly